Komagataella phaffii GS115 is the source of this 1437-nucleotide messenger RNA. Its product is annotated as Actin-associated protein, subunit of a complex (Rvs161p-Rvs167p). Gene Ontology annotation, biological process: endocytosis; plasma membrane tubulation; actin cortical patch localization. Gene Ontology annotation, cellular component: Rvs161p-Rvs167p complex; medial cortex; actin cortical patch. The transcript has a single exon. Bases 1 to 1437 code for a protein of 478 amino acids. NCBI's taxonomy places the organism in Eukaryota, Fungi, Ascomycota, Pichiomycetes, Pichiales, Pichiaceae. Gene Ontology annotation, molecular function: lipid binding; protein binding. The record is from RefSeq and is a predicted model, not a curated record.
AUGAGUUUCAAAGGUUUCAGGAAAGGAUUGGUCAGAGGGCCACAAUCUAUUCGUCAAAAGCUAAACAUGGGUCAAAUUACCGAAGAUCCGGUCUAUGUUGAUGCAGAACGAAGAUUCAAAGAGUUGGAAGACGAGACCAAGAGGUUGAGUGACGAGAGCAAACGUUACUUCACUGCAGUUAACGGUAUGUUGAACCAUCAAAUUGGAUUCAGUAAAGCUAUUGAGGAGAUUUACAAACCAAUCUCGGGACGUGUGUCAGACCCUAGCACCUUGGUGGUGGAAGGGUCCCCUGAAGGUAUCGAGGCUAGUACUCAAUACAGGGAAGUAGUUGCUGAGUUACAAACAACUUUGAAGCCAGACUUGGAACUUAUAGAGACCAGAAUCGUAGCGCCUGCUCAACAGUUAUUGGAUGUCAUCAAGUCCAUUAGAAAAAUGGCAACGAAGAGAAACCACAAGCAGUUAGACUUGGAUCGGGCCCAGAAUAGCUUGCACAAGAUUCAGGAGAAAAAAGAAAAAACUGUUAAAGAUGAGGAGAAGAUGUACAAGGCAGAAGCUGACGUGGCUAUUGCCCAACAAGAAUAUGACUAUUACAAUGACAUGAUGAAGAACGAGUUACCCGUUCUAUUUAAAUUGGAAGCUGAAUUCAUCAAACCUCUUUUCGUUUCAUUCUACUAUAUGCAAUUGAAUAUUUUCUACACUUUGUUCCAACGUAUGGAGGAGUUGAAGAUACCUUACUUCGACCUCUCUGCAGAUAUCAUUGAACAGUUCACAUACAAGCGGGGUAACGUCCAAGAACAAGCAGACGCUAUUGGAAUCACCCAUUUCAAGCUUGGUAAUGCAAAGGCUAAAUUAGAGGCUACAAAAAGGCGUUAUGCCGCUGCUGGCGGUCCUGCUGGCGCAGCUGGAGUUGCUGGUGCUGCUGCUGGUUCCACUGCAGCGGGUACGGAGCAGCUUCCUCAGUAUGGGCAAACUCCAGAGUAUGGUCAAACUGCUGCAGGUGCUCCUGCUUAUGGUCAACCUUCUGCCGCUACUCCCGCUUAUGGCCAAGCACCAGCCUAUGGCCAAGCGCCAGCUUAUGGUCAAGCGCCGGCCUAUGGGCAGGCUCCUGCUUAUGGGCAAUCUAAUUCCCCAUAUCCUCCCGAGAAAGUCGGUUAUGGACAGCCUCAAGGCUAUCAAGCACCAGUCACUGCUGCCUCUGCUGCUUCUCCGAUCCCUUCUGCAGUUCCUUCUACUCCAACCGCUCCCACCACUGCUCCUGGUGUAGAGACUUGUACUGCUCUGUACGACUAUAGUGCGCAAGCCGCGGGAGACCUGUCAUUCUCUGCUGGACAAGUUAUCGAAGUCGUUCAAAAAACAGACGCCAAUGGCUGGUGGACUGGAAGACUCAACGGAGUGCAAGGUGUCUUCCCAGGCAACUACGUUGAACUGAAUAAAUAA